UUGAUUUUUUCGAGCCGUUAGAACUAAUUUUUGUGCAAAUAUCUAAAACAGUGUACUAGUUAGUGAAUUUAGUGAAAAUGAAAUCGGCGAGAUCGAAACCGAAGCUAAACGAAAUGCGAACGCCAGCUAGGAGCAAACAAAACUUAUGCCAAGGCGAAAGGGAUCCCGUACAAGUUUAUUGCCGUUUGCGGCCUAUGCAGCGUGAUAAUGAUGCUUCUUGUAUUAAAAUACUGUCUCCUACUACGAUUCUUAUGACGCCACCAUCCACAGCCAUCAGUUACAGGAACGAAAACAACAAAACAAUGAAAUAUACUUUCAAAGAAGUGUUCCCGCCCGAAACGAACCAACAAGACGUGUUCGAUAAAGUCGCUUUACCGCUCGUCGAAGGCUUGCUCAAAGGUAAAAAUGGCUUACUAUUCACUUACGGUGUCACUGGCAGCGGGAAAACCUUCACAAUGACCGGCGAACCGAACAAUUGUGGUAUUCUACCCAGAUGCCUCAAUGUCAUAUUCAAAACGAUAAAUGAACUGCAAGCACACAAAUACAUCUUCAAACCGGACAAAAUGAAUAUGUUCGACAUACAAAGCGAAGCUGAAGCUAUGUUGGAGAGACAGCAAGAAUUACACAAGUUUAAAACUGGCCGUAAGAACAACUCGAACCCAGAUUUGGCCAUGUCUAACAACGAUUUGACUAAAAUAGAGGGAAUCAAUGAAGACAACCAAUAUGGUGUAUUUGUUACCUACGUAGAAGUAUACAAUAACAGUGUGUUUGAUUUACUUGAAGAUGGGCCGUUAAGUAAGAAUUUACCAGUUAAAAUGAUAAGAGAGGACGCAGCGCAUAACAUGUAUGUGCAUGGUGUAACAGAGAUUGAAAUCAAAUCUGCGGAGGAAGCAUUUGAAGCUUUCUAUCUUGGCUUGAAACGGAAGAGAAUGGCUCAUACAACCCUCAAUACAGAAUCGAGUAGAAGCCAUUCCAUCUUCACAAUCCGACUUGUGCAGGCACCUGUCGAUGAAAUGGGAGAAGCUGUCAUUCAAAACAAGAAAUUCCUCUCAAUAAGUCAGUUGAGCCUUGUUGAUUUGGCUGGUAGUGAGAGAACAAAUAGAACUAAGAAUACUGGACAGCGUCUUCGUGAAGCUGGUAACAUUAAUAAAUCAUUGAUGACACUCCGUACUUGCCUAGAGGUGCUGAGAGAAAAUCAAACUAAUUCGGCCAACAAUAUGGUUCCAUAUCGUGAGUCAAAGCUCACUCAUCUAUUCAAGAAUUUCUUUGAAGGCGAGGGUCAAGUCAGAAUGGUUGUCUGUGCAAACCCAAGGGCUGAAGAUUACGAUGAGACGCUACAAGUAAUGAGGUUUGCCGAAGUAGCUUCUGAAGUGGAAGUCGCCAAGUCUCAAGUGACAGAUAUUGCAGCAACUAUUGGUUUGAUGUCUGGGCGGCGUAAAGCAAACCGAUUAUUCAAUGCAGCUCGAGAUAAAAUAUUGAAACCGGAAGCAAAAGAUUUAGAACUGGACUUAGGUUUAGUGUACAGCCUGGGACCGGACUUCCCAAGCAUAAAAAUGAAUAGCCCACAAGAAUCUCAUAUCAUUAAGGAACUAAUUGCUCAUUUAGAGAUGCGUAUAAGCCGCAUACAGACGUUAAAACAAAGCAAGGACAUAAAAGACGAAAGAUUGAGGUCUGCGCUGUUAGAAUUGGUAAACGAGUCGAUUGAAGUGAGGAUCGAGAACACAUCUCUCCGUAACCAAUUAUCGACAGCUGAACGUCGAGUGAAAGCGCUAGAAGACCGGCUCACAGCUACCGAGAACGCAGCGUUAAACCAUCAGAAAAAACUAGCCGAAAUGACGGAAUACACAUCUGGCCUGAAACGCGACUUGCAAGAAAAGGAGCUACUCCUCAGCCAAAAUAAGCUCGAUAAGGAGAAACAGAAGAAGAUUCUGGAAAGGAAAUACCAGCACAAGAUCGCUGCCGAACACGAAAAGGCUAAAGAAAUAAACACCGAAAAGGAACGUCUGCGUAACGCAAUUGAAGAGAAGGAAAACAGAUUGCGCAUAAUCGCAUGCGCUCUAAACGACCGCGGGGACAAUGACGCAGGACCUAGAUCAACUCUAGACAUGGGAGCUCAGACGAGCGUAAGAGAUUUCACCCCGGGCUCCACACCUCGAGCGUUACCAGCGCAUUUACUAACACCGUUUAGCUCUGGUCACACAAAGGAAACGCGCGAUACGCCAACAUCCAGACGCGGCGUGGCCAUAGCGAAUCCCCGGCACAGGAGAUCUCUAUCAGCUGACGGCAGAGGCUGGGUGGAGCACGCGCCCAACAAACUCGUCCCAAUGGGCACAGUCAUGAAACCCAGCAUCGGCAACAGCAAACUCGUGAACAAACUAACACACGUCAAAGACAUUGCAAAUUCGAAAACGUCUAAAUACUGCUUAAUAUCGCAGGAACAAGAUACAGAUGGUGAACUUGAAACCAAGUUAUAUAAGGGUGACAUCGUGCCCACUUGUGGAGGGGGCGCUCAGGUUAUUUUCAACGAUGUGGAGAUGCUGAAACAGUUUUCUCCGACCAAAGAGAGGGAGUCCUUGCGAACAGGACCUCAGGGUGUGCAAGGCACUCUGGAAAGCGGCGAGACACCGGAUGCUCCCCGCCCCAAACACCCUCAAAUACGAGUAAAAAGCAGAGGGUAGAUGAUGAUUAAGGUAUUUACUUAUUUAUUUAUUAUUGUGGAAUUUUCUAGUGAUUUAUUUUAUGUAUUUUCUGUAUUUAUGAAUAUGGUAAUAUACAAAUUAAAUGUAUCAUUUGUUUAGAUUGCAAAUUA
This is a messenger RNA of Zerene cesonia (dogface butterfly), 2809 nucleotides long. RefSeq names its product kinesin-like protein KIF23 (gene pav). Gene Ontology annotation, biological process: microtubule-based movement. Lineage: Eukaryota; Metazoa; Arthropoda; Insecta; Lepidoptera; Pieridae. Gene Ontology annotation, molecular function: ATP hydrolysis activity; microtubule motor activity; ATP binding. The record is from RefSeq and is a predicted model, not a curated record. Gene Ontology annotation, cellular component: microtubule; kinesin complex; nucleus.